CCCCGCCCCGCCCCGCCCCGGUCAGCUGGGUUCCGCGUCCAGCCUGCUCCGAGCAUCCCGGGCGGCGUGAACGGCCCAACCAUGUCCGCAGCCAUGAGGGAGAGGUUCGACCGGUUCCUGCACGAGAAGAACUGCAUGACCGACCUCCUGGCCAAGCUCGAGGCCAAGACCGGAGUGAACCGGAGCUUCAUCGCGCUCGGUGUCAUCGGACUGGUGGCCUUGUAUCUGGUGUUCGGUUAUGGAGCCUCUCUUCUCUGCAACCUGAUAGGCUUCGGAUACCCAGCCUACAUCUCAAUGAAAGCCAUUGAGAGCCCCAACAAAGAUGACGACACCCAGUGGCUGACAUACUGGGUGGUGUACGGCGUGUUCAGUAUUGCAGAGUUCUUCUCUGACCUCUUCCUGUCCUGGUUCCCCUUCUACUACAUGCUUAAGUGUGGCUUCCUGUUGUGGUGCAUGGCCCCGAGCCCAGCUAAUGGGGCUGAACUGCUCUACAGGCGCAUCAUCCGUCCUGUCUUCCUGAAGCAUGAGUCCCAGGUAGACAGCGUGGUGAAGGACAUGAAAGACAAAGCCAAAGAGACCGCAGAUACCAUCACUAAAGAAGUCAAGAAAGCUACGGUGAACCUACUGGGUGAAGAGAAGAAGAGUACCUGAGCCCUGGCUGUGUGCCCCACCCCACUCACUCCUUAGCACUGGGACAGUGGCAUAGUCGUUGAAUAAUGUUGCCUUGGAAACUUUUUGAUGUAUUAAAAAUGGAAUGUGUUGUAA
Phodopus roborovskii (desert hamster) is the source of this 765-nucleotide messenger RNA. It is a transcript of the gene Reep5, whose product is annotated as receptor accessory protein 5. NCBI's taxonomy places the organism in Eukaryota, Metazoa, Chordata, Mammalia, Rodentia, Cricetidae. The record is from RefSeq and is a predicted model, not a curated record. The coding region runs from base 82 to 651 and encodes 189 amino acids. The transcript has 5 exons.